AUGGAAGUCGACGACGUCCUCCAAGAAUGGACCUGGCGCCAGCACUUUGAUCUGAUUCACAUGCGCCAGCUAAUAGGCGCCUUCACACCGGAAGAAUGGGACGGUCUGUUCAGCCAGUGUUACAAAAAUCUAAACCCAGGAGGCUGGAUCGAACAGAUAGAAGGUGACCCCCGAAUCAACUGCUCGGACUCUACCAUGUCCACAGACUCCAACGUGGUCAAGUUCACGGAAGCGGUAUUCCGCGCUGGGAAGGAAUGGAACCACCCCCUCGAUACGCUGGACACGAUGCGCGCCGCUAUGGAAAAGGCCGGCUUUGUCGAUAUCCAUGAGAAGGAGUAUAGGUGGCCUGUUGGGCCGUGGGCGCGAGACCCUACGCUCAAAGAAGCGGGAAGGUUACAUUAUCACCAGUGGACGGCUGGUAUGGAGGGUUGGGGCAUGUAUCUUCUUACGAAGUUUGGGUUCCCGACACCUUGGACAAAGGAGGAGGUGCAAGUUUUACUGGCGAAGGUUAGGAAGGAGUUGCAAGAUCCACGAGUUCAUAUGUGGCAGUAUGCGAGGAGAGUUUGGGGGAGAAAGCCUACGGAAGAGGAGGCGAAGAUAAAGAGUGAGGAUGUUGCUAUGGACACUGGCAUGUAG
This is a messenger RNA of Penicillium robsamsonii, 636 nucleotides long. RefSeq names its product class I SAM-dependent methyltransferase. Lineage: Eukaryota; Fungi; Ascomycota; Eurotiomycetes; Eurotiales; Aspergillaceae. Bases 1 to 636 code for a protein of 211 amino acids. The transcript is spliced from 3 exons. The record is from RefSeq and is a predicted model, not a curated record.